AAGAAAGGAAAUGGCGGCGUUAGAUGUGUUUCGCUGCCUCAAGUCAAGAUUCAAAACAAUUGUGACUGCAUUAAUACUGGUUCAUCUUGGGUUUCCAGACUGUGCCCAUACCUUGGAGUGUUACUGUGCCGGACUCUGCCCCGAUUUUGCGGAGAAUGGGACCUGCGUAGCGCCGCCAGACAGCCAGUGCUUUAGUGCCGUCGAAGAGAUCUACAACCCAGAGACGCGAAGCGUCGAGCCAGAAUGGUCGUUUGGCUGUUUACCGCCUGAUGAGGCCAGCAUUUUGUGGUGUAAGGCACACCUUGUCCCCCACAACAUUCCCAAGUCAAUUGAGUGCUGCAACCACGGGGACCUCUGCAAUAAAUACCUCAGGCCAAUGUACAAGCCUAGGAACGAAGAUUACGGCACCGAACUCUACCGCUACGACAGGAGCAUCCACCACAUCGUUCUUGCCAUCUCUGUGACAGGCUGCCUACUUGUUCUGCUGCUCUUGGGUUUCCUGACGUAUAUGAGGCACAAGAGGUCUCUGCUGAGCCGAAGCUUCUUUGCCUCCGGAUGCCACGAACCGUUUUUGCCAGGGGGAGAGGGUGGGCCCUGCAUCAAAGACCUCAUUGACCACUCCAUCACCUCUGGCAGUGGCUCUGGUUUGCCCCAACUGGUGCAACGGACCAUUGCUAAGCAGAUUGAGAUGGUGCAGAGCAUAGGCAAGGGACGCUACGGCGAGGUGUGGAAGGCCCGCUGGCGAGGAGAGUAUGUGGCGGUCAAGGUGUUCUUCACCACGGACGAGGCCAGCUGGCUGAGGGAGACCGACAUCUACCAGACGGUGCUGCUUCGCCACGACAACAUCCUGGGCUUUGUGGCCUCCGACAUCCGAGGCACGGGCUCCUGGACUCAGAUGCUGCUGAUCACCAACUACCACGAGCGAGGGUCUCUGCAUGACUACCUCUCUACCCACGCCCUGGACGCGGACGAGGCGCUGAUCCUUGCUCACUCGGCAGCUUCAGGAAUCUCUCACCUUCAUGCCGAAAUCUUUGGCAAGCAGGGGAAACCUGCCAUUGCCCACCGUGACAUCAAGAGCAAGAACAUCCUGGUACAGAAGGAUGGCACCUGCGCCAUAGCAGACUUUGGUUUGGCCGUCAGGUUCAGUAGUGAAGCGAACGAACUGGACAUAGCUGUCAAUCCUCGUGUCGGCACCAAGCGCUACAUGGCCCCUGAGGUGCUAGAGGAGUCCAUGCCCAAGAAUCAUUUCGAUUCCUACAAGAUGGCCGACAUGUACUCGUUCGCCCUGGUGAUGUGGGAGAUCACACUGCGCUGCGUCGUGGAUGGGGUGGUUGAAGAGUACUGCAUCCCAUACCACAACGUGGCCCCCAGCGACCCAAGCUUCGAAGACAUGCGUAAGAUUGUCUGCGUGGACAAGUAUCGACCCCAGCUGCCCAAACGCUGGGCAUCCUGCGAGGCAACGCAAGUCUUGUCGAAGUUGAUGCAGGAGUGCUGGCAUCCAAACCCAUGUGCUCGGCUGACGGCACUCCGCGUCAAGAAGUCCCUAGCAAGGCUCGUCCACAACAGCGGCUGCCAGGGAGUCAAGAUGGUGUGAUGUCUGUGCCACCCUUAGGACAUUCCCCACCUGAUCCCUGAACCUUGGAGGUGUUUGUUGUUGUAGUUAUUGUUUGUUCCUCAUCUCUGUCUUGCUUGCUUUUUCUUUCUUUAGGCUGCCUUGCAUGAAAACGUACUUCACAAGAUACAUAAAUUGUGAGCAUAAACACAGGAAAAUACUUUCGAGCUUUAUGUAUCUUGUAGGCUGAUUUCCUACAAGGCGGCUCCUUUAAAAGAGUGCAAAACAGUGUUUGGCAUCCCAUUAGGCUUGUUUGAUGUGUGGCUUUGUAUAUACUUGCAUUUCUUGGCAUUUCUUCUUGUUUUGGUGCCUUGGCAACAUGCUCGACUUGCAUAAGUUGCUGUGUUCUCAGGCUCAAGCACAUUUUUUACUUUGUUUUCAGUUGACUUACAGCCUUGAAAGUUGGCUGCUUUAGCGUUCAACUUUUCUUUUUGUCAAAACUUUCUCAUGCAUAUACAUGUGCUUCACAAGCCUCGAUAAAAUCAUGGUAUCUUGUGCAUGUGUAUAUGACUGAUUUUUUUUUUUUUUUUAAUGUAGCAUGGUUGUGAAAGUGUUUGUCCUCUUUUCAUUCUAGCUGUCCUACUUAGGACUUUUAAGCCUAAUCAUCUGCUUUCGUAAGCAGUGGGGACGCUACUCUCCUUUAGCUUUACUUCUUACCACCAGAAAGAAAAACUUCCUGAAUCUUUCUGGCUAAUCUGUGUAGUAUUUGGAUUAUUAUUAAUUGUACCACUUUAUUCUCAUAUUCUGAUGCAAAGGCAUGACCUGCACCAAUAAGUUGCUUUUGUUUUGACAGCUUUAAUGCUGCCGAUAUGAAUCAGAAAGUACAAUUGCCUUUUAUGCCUCAACUUGUGUAAUAUAUUCUGUGUAGGUAUGUGAUGUCGGGUUAUUAGUCAUGUUAAUCCAUUUUGGAUAAUGUCUACACAAACAUAACAUACAGUGCCAAACGAUAGAUUCAGUGUUUCUAUCAAUAUUUUGGAGAGAAUAGUUUAUAGUAAACAAGGUGCUUUUCAUACUACGGUACCCAUGAACGUCCUUCUCUUAUCACGCAUUGCCUUUUUCUCGCUGCAUUUCUUUUUUUUUUUUUUAGGCAGACAUCCGUUUUACUUUGAAGCCUAAAUUAAACAUUGUGACAUAUUGUAGCCUUUUUAAUUUUCUACACUAAGAAUAAGCAUUUGUAAGUUCCUCUUUGUCCUUCAGCAUAAUGAGGAUGGUUUGUUCUCUGUGUUCUUCUUUUCCUCUUCAGCAUUUCAAGCCAGCAAGCACACAAAUCUUUUAUUUUUGUUUGAUUUUGCAGCAGAGCUUUGCAUAGCAUUUACAAUCAGUGUUGGAUUCCUGUAACCAGUUUGCCUUGCAAUUUUCAAAGCAUAGCACACUGAUGGUUAAGACGUAAGUGCUGUGCUUCUCGAAGACUACACUUGUCAAUUUCAGGCCAUGGCUUCUUAUGCCUCUUUCUCAUUCAUGGGGUAUUUUGCCAAUUUUUAGCAGAGGAAAUGCUCUGACAAGUGGUGGUGUUCUUGUGUAUGUAACUAUAGCGUGAUGUAGGACUGUCAUGCAAUUUGAAGGUGCCAUGGAGUUUGUGAUUUCCUGUCAUCUAGCCAUGCAUAAAUUUUUAUCUUUCAAUUUUAUCCAUGGUGCUCAAAGCCAGCUCUAGGAGUGUCUCUUAUAGAUAUAUUAAAUAUCAGUAUGAAAUUUCUCAUCCCCCAACGAUAAUAGUUAUAUUGAAUAAGCACUCUGCCUUGGUUUUGUAUUUGAGCCUUAAGUCAUUGGUUUGUUACUUUUUUAUUCUUGAAUUGGUGUUUGGCCAAUAGACUGAAAAGUAAAGGCCCGUUCACACUGUCGCGCGACCCCUUAGAACUGGGUGCCUUGAAUCCUUUUACAACGAGAGGGCACACUGGCACCAUCUAUUGGGUAGCAGUGUAAACUUGGCUGUCCGGCAUAUGUUUUAUUUCUCUCUCGCAUUAUCCUUUCUUUCUUGGCUCGAAAAACUUUUGUCAACGUUAUAAACGAGCCUUUCUUAUAGGUAUUACACAGAUUUGACCUCGGAAAUCAUGCAAAACAUUUGCUCUUGUGAAAUGCAGUUCCAGGGUCACUGCAUAGAUGGCACCAGAGUGCCAGUGUGUUCUCUCGUCUUAAGAAACUUGAAGAGGUUUCAACAGGUCUCCUUUCUCUCAGUUGUAUUCGGUUGCAAGAGUGUGAACAGGCCUUAAAAUUUUGCAAAAGUUGGCAAUCACCAAAAAAAAAAAAAAUGAAAGAACUUGAUUUUCACAAUUUAGUGUUUUCUAUGUAUGCCUUAAGUGUGCCAUACUAUGCAGCUUUCAUAUUGUCAACAUAAUUUUAUUUACAUUUCAUGUGUGUUAUUAAUCCCAGUUUUUGCUCUUUGAUUGGUGUUUGUUUUAGUGAGAACUAGUUCAGUUCAUCCAUGAACAUGUUGGAUUUGAUCUUUCAUGUCUGUCAUUUUCACCUUGGACAUGGAAUUUUGACUCUGUUGAACAGGAUAGCCAUCGGUGAAUUUGUGGCUAAUUUACUUUAAGACACCUUCUUAUGUGUGUUAUAUUCUGCAAUUUCAAUGCUAAAAGGGGCACUGUUUAAAUUGCAGCUAAGCUUUUGCACUGCUUUCUUUUGAACAUGUCAUUUUCAUACUCAUCUUCAUUUAUGGUUGCUAGAAAGGUUGUAUACUCAAAAGGAUCCUUCCGGAAUGCAUGCAGUUACAAUGGCUCGCGAUGUACAAGGAGACUACCCAUCUGUGGUGGUAUUUGUAAAUAUAAUAAAUGUACAGGUAACUUUUA
Molecule: messenger RNA, 4398 nt
Organism: Ixodes scapularis (black-legged tick)
Lineage: Eukaryota; Metazoa; Arthropoda; Arachnida; Ixodida; Ixodidae
Product: bone morphogenetic protein receptor type-1B
Exons: 11
Coding region: 11-1594 (527 amino acids)
Biological process (GO): BMP signaling pathway; dorsal/ventral pattern formation; cellular response to growth factor stimulus
Cellular component (GO): signaling receptor complex; plasma membrane
Molecular function (GO): transforming growth factor beta receptor activity, type I; SMAD binding; ATP binding
Source: RefSeq, a predicted model, not a curated record